Strongyloides ratti is the source of this 1554-nucleotide messenger RNA. RefSeq names its product Alpha-D-phosphohexomutase, C-terminal domain and Alpha-D-phosphohexomutase, alpha/beta/alpha domain I and Alpha-D-phosphohexomutase, alpha/beta/alpha domain II and Alpha-D-phosphohexomutase, alpha/beta/alpha I/II/III domain-containing protein. NCBI's taxonomy places the organism in Eukaryota, Metazoa, Nematoda, Chromadorea, Rhabditida, Strongyloididae. The transcript is spliced from 2 exons. Bases 1 to 1554 code for a protein of 517 amino acids. The record is from RefSeq and is a predicted model, not a curated record. Gene Ontology annotation, biological process: carbohydrate metabolic process; UDP-N-acetylglucosamine biosynthetic process. Gene Ontology annotation, molecular function: magnesium ion binding; phosphoacetylglucosamine mutase activity.
AUGGUUAAUUUUAUACCUUAUGGAACAGCAGGAUUCAGAGGACCUGCUUCUGAUUUGGAAACAAUAAUGAUUCGUGUUGGAGUUGUUGCUUCUAUGCUUGCAAGAGAGGAAAAAAAAAUUGUUGGUGUAAUGAUAACUGCUUCUCAUAAUCCUAUUGAUGACAAUGGAGUAAAAAUUGUUGAUUCAAAUGGUGAGAUGAUUAAUCAAAAGUGGGAACAUGAAGCUAUUAGAAUAGUUUAUAUGAAAGAUGAUGAAUUUAAUGGUCUUGUUGAAAAAUUAACAAAAGAUGGAAAAGAUAAUGACUAUGGAAAGGCUGGUAUUAUGAUUGGUGGUGACACAAGGCCAUCAACUGAAGAAUUCAGGAAAAAAAUGAUUCAAAUGAUUACUAAGUUAAAUACUAAAUAUAAAAAUUUAGGAAAUGUUACAACUCCUGUUUUACAAUACUCUGUUUAUGAAAUAAAUAAUACUUUUGAUAGUAAUCUUUCUAUAGAUGUUCCUUAUCAUCAUACACUAAAAAAUAUCUUCCAACAAACAUUCAAAUUAAUGGAAAACAAAACUUUGACAAAAUAUGAGAGUAAUAUUUGUUUUGAUGGUGCUUAUGGUGUAGGGAAUCCAAUAGAAAAAGAUAACGUUUUAUUAUCAAAUGGAAUUUUAGAAGUAGAAAUAGCUAAUGAUAAAAUUAAGGGGACUUUAAACAAAGAGUCUGGUGCUGAUUAUGUAAAAAUGAAUAAAACGUUUCCAAAAUGUUGUAUCUAUGAAGGUGCCCCAAGAAAAUGUGUUUCUUUUGAUGGUGAUGCUGAUAGAAUAAUUUAUUUUCUGUCACUUAAUGAUGGAAACUUUGGCCUUAUAGAUGGUGACAAAAUUGCUGCUUUAUUUGUUAAAUUUAUAAAAACACAUCUUUCAAAAAGUGGUUUAGAGGAUAACUUAACUAUUGGAGUUGUUCAAACAGCAUAUGCUAAUGGGGCAUCAAUGAUGUAUUUUAAAAAUACUGCUAAUAUUGUCCCAAGAAUUGUUAAAACAGGUGUCAAAUAUUUGCAUCAUGAAGCAAAAAAAUUUGAUAUUGGUAUUUACUUUGAAGCAAAUGGCCAUGGUACAGUUUUAUUUAGUGAAAAAUUUGAUAAAUUAAUUAAAGAAAAUUUUGAUAGUAAUGAAAGUUGUAAAUACCUUUAUUAUUUUAGUCAAUUGAUUAAUCGUGUAACUGGUGAUUCAAUAACUGAUUUAUUAUGUGUAGAAAUCUGUCUUCGCUAUUUUGACUGGUCUGUAGAAGAUUUUUACAAUAUUUACAAAGAUUUUCCAAAUAAACAAAUCAAAGUACCUGUUAAAAAUAGAUCAUUGUUUGUUACAAUCACUGAUGAAACAAGACUCAUUCAACCUAUGAAACUUCAAGAUUUUAUAGAUAAAAAGCUUGAAAAUAUGAAGUCUGGUCGAGCUUUUGUUAGACCUUCUGGUACAGAAAAUAUUGUCCGUGUAUUUGCUGAAGAUUCAGACAUUGAUAAUGCGGAAAAAUUAGCUGCUGAUAUAGCUGAAGAGAUUAUUAAAAAUUAUAGUCAUUGA